AUGUUCAAUCGUUGUGGCAUUACUCCUCGCCUCUAUUUUUUGUUCUACAUUCUAGUGCCGCAUCUCUUCCUCUCAACCCUACCUUAUGUGGCUCAUCCACUUAUUCACACAAUUAUGUGCUCUCAUUUCCUCCAAUGUGGCCCGAGUCGCAACAAUUGGGUUUAUGGAAGCAUAAUCAUCUUCCAAUUUCCUGUUCUUCAGGUUUCUUUAAAGGAGUAUGUCCACAGCCUCCCUGAUCUUCCGUUUCCUAAUGUUUUCCCCGUAUGUGGCCAGUUUAUUAGUUGCAUUCCAGUCAAUUUCGCUGAUGUUCUUAAUCCUUGUGAUGAUUGUCUUUCCUGUCUCUACAAUGUAUUUUUGCUUACAAACAUUUCAGUCUUUGCUGUAAACUCUGGAGCACUCUAUUUUGUUGACUUCUUCAUGUUGCGUGGGCAAGCUGGAGAAGGUUGCCAUUUCCUUCAGGAUUGUAUGAAUGUUCCAGUUCCCUGUGUUCACCUGUGA
Protopolystoma xenopodis is the source of this 498-nucleotide messenger RNA. The record is from the annotation of a GenBank genome assembly. Lineage: Eukaryota; Metazoa; Platyhelminthes; Monogenea; Polystomatidea; Polystomatidae.